CACCCUGCCCUGCCCCCUGAGGAACACAGGCAGGGGGCGGGGGGUUUCCCAACUAUUUAAGCAGAUUCCAACAGAUGGUCGAGGAACUUUCCUCUGAGGGUCACGUUGCUGCUCCUAACGGACCUGACUGCUUCUCCCUCCCUGAGAAACGUCCUUCAGCUACGGGGAACUGCAGUCUCUCUCCCCAGACCACCUGAACUACAUUCAGAGGGCCAGACUGAAGCUGUGCGCACACCACGCCAUCUGUCCUCCUCACUCUGGAAACUUUGUGUCCUCGCUGCAGGAUCAGACGUCCAGCUCUUCACUCAGCAGCACGGAGGACUGAACCAUGCCCUCUGACUUUCUGACACCUUUCCUGGAACUGGAUGAAGAGUUCUUCAAGAAUUUCCGUGGCCUGGAGGCGACAGAUGGCUCGCAGCCGCAACAGCAACAGAGUCAGAGAGUCCUGGGCUUCCAGCGCCGCCACUCUCUGUGCCCCGUCACCCUCCCCAACUCCAAGUUCAACAGCAGCUCCGAGGGGACGGAGCCGACCGGCUGGGGGCUGAGCGCCGCCUCCACCCAGCAGUGGAGCCGGGACAGCCAGCUGCCCCGCUCCUCGCUCAGCCACAUUCCCUUCAGAGUGGACCGCUCCAUCAGCAUGAUCGAGGGCAACCUGGGCUUGGACGGCCGAGAGGACAAAACGUCCAGCCUGUCCCCCAAAGUGCUGCUUCCGCCGCCUGGCUUCUGCCUGAGUGCCACCUCUCUGUCCUCCAUCACCUCCCCUUGCUCCCCCAGACCCCCGGCCCCCUCGCCGCACAUCUCCACCCGGUACAAGACUGAACUCUGCCGCACCUUCGAGGAGAGCGGCACCUGCAAGUACGGCGCCAAGUGCCAGUUCGCCCACGGCAUGGACGAGCUGCGCGGCCUCAGCCGGCACCCCAAGUACAAGACGGAGCCGUGCCGUACCUUUCACACCAUCGGCUUCUGCCCAUACGGCGCCCGCUGCCACUUCAUACACAACGCUGAGGAGCUCCUCGCCGCCAACGGUGGCGCCCCCCCGCAGAAACCCAAGAUGAGGCCUCCUCUGCUGCGCCACAGUCUGAGCUUCGCAGGCUUCUCCUCCUCUCCACAGACCUUCCAGCCUGUGGAGGAGUCCCAACCAUCCUCCCUCUUCACCCGGGCCUCCUCCGUGUCCCCUCCUCCGUCCUCCACAGGCAGCCCAGAGCUCCUGUCCCCUCUUUUCCCUGAGCCCGGGACGCUGAAGCAUUGUCCCUACCCCUUCUCCGGCAUCACCGACCUGGCAGGGGACGGCGGGGACUCGUCUCUACGAUUCUACGCUGUGACAGACUCCGUCAGCUCCGCCCGGUCCACGUUCCCCUCCAAAGGUCCAAACUUCCCGUACCACCACCUCCCCCAGCAGCUGCCCGUCCCCCAGAGUGGCCUCUCCGGCCUGCAGCGCUGCUCCUCAGCUGACUCCCUCUCUGAGGAGGGCUACACCUCCUCCUGCUCCCUCAGCUCUUCCUCCAGUGGCACAGAGUCCCCGAGCUUCGAGGGCCGGCGCCUGCCCAUCUUCAGCCGGCUGUCAGUCACAGACGAGUAA
This is a messenger RNA of Centropristis striata (black sea bass), 1579 nucleotides long. RefSeq names its product mRNA decay activator protein ZFP36L1. Bases 329 to 1579 code for a protein of 416 amino acids. The record is from RefSeq and is a predicted model, not a curated record. Gene Ontology annotation, molecular function: mRNA binding; metal ion binding. The transcript is spliced from 2 exons. Lineage: Eukaryota; Metazoa; Chordata; Actinopteri; Perciformes; Serranidae.